CGGCAGCGGAGGACGAGGCGUCUGUACUUCCUCAGGUCGGGGGCUGCGCUUCGUAUCUUGGGACGAUAACAGAAUUAGAAGUAAGUUUUGCGUGUCUUUUCAUACGAAAUGACGCGCUGAUUUCUAAGCGGAGUGAAGUAAACACUACCGUGUUGUUAUAGUCCACAGACAGCGCUGUGUCGAGAUUUGUAGUUCUCCUGUAGUCAACUACUUGCGAUAAAGAAACCAACACAAGACUCCGGGAUGCAGAAAGAAGAGUCGGGACCGCCGAGUGGCUCCCAGGAGACCAAGGUACCCAAGGACGUCCAGAGUAAAGCGGGCGGCGGUGCAGAGAUCAUGCAGGCUGCGGCCGCCCCGCCGGGCAUCCAGGCCGUCGACGUGCUGUGGACCUUCGGGAAGUGCCUGGGCGCCCUGCUGCCCGUGUACCUGGCCGGGUACUACCGCUUCAGCACCAGCUUCCUGGUGUUCGGCAUGAUGAUCUACACGGGCUGGAAGCACGCCCGGGAGGCCAAGGAGGCUCGGCACCGCUCGGCCGUGGAGCUGUUCGACAACGAGCAGGAGCACACCUCCAAGAGAGUCGCCAAGAGCAAGAGAGACCUGCCCGCCUGGGUCAACUUUCCAGAUGUGGAAAAGGUGGAAUGGCUUAAUAAGGUGCUGCAGCAGGUGUGGCCGUUCGUGGGCCAGUACCUGGAGAAGCUGCUGCAGGAGACCAUCGCCCCGUCCAUCAGGGGCUCCAGCUCCCACCUGCAGACGCUCAGCUUCACCAAGGUGGACUUCGGGGACAAGCCCAUGAAGGUGGUGGGCAUCAAGGCUCACACGGAGAACGACCGCGGACAGGUCCUGCUGGACCUCUACAUCAGCUAUGUGGGCGACGUGGAGAUCGACGUGGAAGUGAAGCGGUACUUCUGCAAAGCGGGCGUGAAGGGCAUCCAGCUGCACGGCAUGAUGAGGGUGAUCCUGGAGCCUCUGAUUGGAGACGUGCCAAUAGUGGGUGCGGUCACCAUGUUCUUCAUCCGCAGGCCGAAACUGGUCAUCAACUGGACCGGUCUGACCAACCUAUUGGAUAUUCCUGGACUCAACGUCAUGUCUGACAGCAUGAUCAUGGACGCCAUCGCCGCCUUCCUGGUCCUGCCCAACAGGCUCACGGUGCCGCUGGUCCCGGACCUCCACGUGGCCGAGCUGCGGUCUCCCCUGCCCAGGGGCGUGGUCCGCAUCCACCUGGUGGAGGCCGACGACCUGCCCGCCAAGGACAACUUCAUGAAGGGGGUGAUGUCGGGCAUGUCGGACCCCUACGCCCUGCUCAGGGUGGGCCCCCAGACCUUCACCUCCAAGCACGUGGACAACACCGUCUGUCCCAAGUGGGGCGAGAUAUACGAGGUCUUAGUCCAUGAGGUUCCUGGCCAGGAGUUGGAGUUGGAGGUUUAUGACAAAGACACCGACCAGGAUGACUUCCUGGGCAGGGCGAAGCUGGACCUGGGCAUCGUGAAGAAAUCCAUAGUGGUGGACGACUGGUUCUCCCUGAAAGACACGCCGUCUGGACGCGUCCAUCUGAGGUUGGAGUGGCUGACCCUGCUGCCCUCCACGGACCGUCUGGAGCAGGUCCUAAAGAGGAACGAGACCGUGAUCAGCAAGACCGCCGACCCCCCCUCAGCCGCCAUCUUGGUUGUGUAUCUGGACAAGGCGGAGUCACUUCCCAUGAAGAAAGGCAACAAGGAGCCGAACCCCAUGGUGCAGCUGUCUGUACGAGACCUCACCAGGGAGAGCAAGAUCUGUUACACCACCGAGAACCCCCAGUGGGAAGAGGCCUUCACCUUCUUCAUCCAGGACCCCCAGAAACAGGACAUCGACAUCCAGGUGAAGGACGGGGACCGCGUGCAGACCCUGGGCCGCCUGAACCUACCCCUGUCCCGCCUUCUGUCCAGCCCCAGCCUGACCCUGGACCAGUGGUUCCAGCUGGACGGCUCCGGCCCCGCCAGCCGCAUCUACAUCAAGACCGUCCUCAGGGUGCUGUGGCUGGAUGAGGAGCACGUCUCCGCUGACGUGUCCUCCACCGUGGCGGGGAGCCAGGCCGAGACCCUGCCCCAGCAGAGCACACCCCAUCCCAGCUUCGCCACCGAGGGCGUGCUCCGGAUCGGCCUGCUGGCGGGGCAGAACCUGGUCCCCAAGGACAACAUGAUGGGAGGCAUGGUGAAGGGCAAGAGCGACCCCUACGUCAAGGUCAACGUAGGGGGGGAGACCUUCACCAGCCAGGUGGUCAAGGCCAACCUCAACCCCACCUGGAACGAGAUGUACCAGGUGGUUCUGACCCAGCUGGCCGGCCAGGAUCUCCAUGUGGAGAUAUUUGAUAAAGACAUGGACAUGAAGGACGACUUCAUGGGCAGGCUGAAGAUCAGCAUGAAGGACAUCGUUGCUGCGCAGUACACCGACCAGUGGUACACGCUGAACGACGUCAAGUCCGGCCGGGUCCACCUCACGCUGGAGUGGGUUCCCACGGCAACGGAACCGGACCGCCUGGACCAGGUUCUGCAGUUCAACUCCAAGCAGGCGUUCCAGAACAAGGCGGUGCCCUCCUCAGCCCUGCUGUUCGUCUACGUGGAACAGGCGCACGGCCUGCCUCUCAAGAAGAGCGGGAAGGAGCCCAAGGUGGGGGCGGAGAUCGUCUUGGGGAAGUCCUCCCACAAAACCACCGUGUGCGAGCGAACCACGGCUCCUAAAUGGAACGAGGCGUUUCACUUCCUGGUUCGUGACCCCAGAGAAGAUAUUCUCGUGGUUAAGCUGUCCCACAGCUGGGCUCUGGCCAUGGGCUCCCUGGUGGUGCCAGUGAGGGAGCUGCUGUCUGAACCACAGCUGGUCCUGGACCAGUGGUUCCACCUGGACGGAGCCUCACCUGAGAGCCAGGUGCUGCUGAGGGCGGAGCUUAAGGUGUUGAUACCCUCUAAGUGCCCGGGUGGGGGUGUCCAGACCAAGCCAGCGUCCGGGUCAGACCCCUCCAGGACUAAGGAGAGCAUGGUGGAGGACCACCUGCUCAGGUCGAGUUCUGUGGACACGCCCCCUCUGGAGAGCGCUGCGGUGCCGGCCUCUGAGGUCCCGGGGGGCCGUGGCUCCGAGGUAGCAGCUGAGGUAGCCGCCGCUGUGUCCCAUCAGGAGGAGGAAGAGGAGGAGGAGGAGGAGGAGGAGGAGGACGCUCCUCCCCCCGGCCCUCCCCACACCUCCCCAGACCACGUCUUCGGCAGCGAGGGGGUGCUGAGGCUGCACCUGCUGGAGGCGCAGAGCCUGGUUGCCAAAGACAACCUGAUGGGGGGCUUGAGGAAGGGCAAGAGUGACCCCUACGCCAAGGUCACGGUCGGAGAGCACGCCUUCAAGAGUCACGUGGUCAAGGAGAACCUGAACCCCACUUGGAACGAGAUGUACGAGGUUGUGAUGAGGCCUCAGGCUGGGCUGGAGGUGAAGGUGGAGCUGUACGAUAAGGACAUGGACAAAGAUGACUUCCUGGGCAGAUUGAAUGUCAGCCUGGCAGACAUCAUCCAAUCACAGUGCACCGACCAGUGGCACCCACUGGAGGACGUGAAGUCCGGCCGGGUCCGGUUGGUCAUGGAGUGGGUCCCCAUGGUGUCCCAGAACACCAGCCUGGACCAGGUGCUGCAGCAGAGGUCGCUCCAGUCCUACCAGAACCAGACCGUCCCGACGGCAGCGCUGCUCUUCCUGUAUCUGGAGAGAGGCCACUCGCUGCCCUUGAAGAAGAGCGGGAAGGAGCCCAAGGCCGCAGCAGAACUGGUCCUGGGUCAGACCACCCACAAAACCAAGGUGUGCGCUCGCUCCAAGUCCCCCGAGUGGAGAGAGGCCUUCUUCUUCCCCGUCCAGGAGCCCAGAGAGGAGAUGCUCAUCGUGAAGCUGUCCAGUGCCUGGGACCAGCCCAUGGGGUCCCUGGUGCUCCCAGUCAGAGACCUGCUGUCUGAACCAGAGCUGGUCCUGGACCAGUGGUUCCCCCUGGACGGAGCCUCACCUGAGAGCCAGGUGCUGCUGAGGGCGGAGCUUAAGAUCCUCCAGUCCCAGAUGACCAGCGUUCCCCAGGCAACAGGGACGGUCCCUGAAGUCGAGGAGGUCCCGGCCACCGCUGGUCACCAUGGUGACCGGUCGAUGGAGGAGGAGAGAGGCUGGGAGGUGCCAGCUCAGGAGAGGGUUCCAGUGACCAGCCAGGAAGCGGAGGAGAGAGAACCUGUGACCGUGGAUACCAGAGAAGAAGAGACAACUGUCGGUGAAGAUUAUUCCAUUGCUCCCGAGUUGGAGGAGCCACUAGAGGAAGAGAGGCAAGUAGAGGAAGAGAGGCAAGUAGAGGAAGAGAGGCCAGUAGAGGAAGAGAGGCCAGUAGAGGAAGAGAGGCCAGUAGAGGAAGAGAGGCAAGUAGAGGAAGAGAGGCAAGCCGAGGAAGAGAGGCCAGUAGAGGAAGAGAGGCCGACCUCUGAGUCCUUCUCCCCAGUGAGGAAAGAGCUUCAACCAGAGAGAUCUGGCCUAGAUAAUCUGGCCCAAGCCACAGUGACCGGCCUUCCCCCAGACCUGGUCCCAACCCUGGUCCCCGAGGAGUCCAGCCCGGCUGUGGUCCUCCAGCCUCACUCCAACCCCCCUCAGGACUUUGCCACCAACCAGGGGGUGCUGAGGCUGCACCUGCUGGAGGCCGCGAGCUUGGUUGCCAAGGACAACCUGAUGGGGGGCAUGAGGAAGGGCAAGAGUGACCCCUACGUGAAGGUCACCGUCGGAGAGCACGCCUUCAAGAGUCACGUGGUCAAGGAGAACCUGAACCCCACCUGGAACGAGAUGUACGAGGUGGUGCUGAGUUCCCAGGCCGGCCAGGAGAUCCACUUUGAGUCCUACGAUAAGGACCUAGACGCCGAUGACUUCCUGGGCAGGUUCAGCGUAAUGCUUGAUGAUGUCAUCAGACAGCAGUACAUCGACAAGUGGUACACCCUGAAGGACGUGAAGUCAGGCCGGGUCCAUCUGGUGCUGGAAUGGGUUCCUACUGCCUCCACCGCCGCCAGACUCCACCAGGUGGUGCAGCUCCAGUCCGGACAGACCUUCAGGAACCAGGCGGUUCCCUCCGCCGCUCUGCUGUUCGUCCACGUGGAGCGAGCUCACGCCCUGCCCCAUAAGAAGAGCGGGAAGGAGCCCAAAGCCGGAGCAGAGCUGAUCCUGGGUCAGACCACCCACAGAACACAGGUGUGUGAGCGCAGCUCCGCCCCUCAGUGGGAGGAGUCAUUCUUCUUCCUGGUCCGGGACCCGGAGCGCGAGAUGCUGAUCCUGAAGCUGUCCAGUGCCUGGGACCAGCCCAUGGGUUCCCUGGUGCUCCCAGUCAGAGACCUGCUGUCUGAACCACAGCUGGUCCUGGACCAGUGGUUCCCCCUGGACGGAGCCUUACCUGAGAGCCAGGUGCUGCUGAGAGCGGAGCUUAAGGUUCUGGAUUCCAAGAUGGUGGACAUGUUGAGCGGUGGCGCGCUGCCUUGCUCGGCAGCGGAGGCGGCGAGGAGCGGCCAGGUGAAGCUGUCCCUCUCCGCCCACGAGGGACGGCUGGUCGUCACCGUCCACGCCUGCAGGGGUCUGUCGUCUACGGGGAAGGACUCCGUCGACAGCUACGUCUCCCUCAUGCUGCUGCCGGACAAGAACAAGGCCACCAAGAGGAAGACAGCGGUGAAGAAGAGGGACCUGAAUCCAGAGUUCAACGACAGUUUCGAGUACGGGCUGUCUCUGGACGAGGCCCAGCGCCGGCUUCUCAGCGUCAGCGUUAAGGACAACUCCGCCUCCUUCAGGGGCCGCGACGUGAUUGGACAGGCACAGAUCGAGCUGGCUCAAGUCAACCUGCUGAAGGGGGUCACUGAGUGGUUUGAUCUGACGGAGGAAGCUGAGUAGUGGAUCCAGGUGAUGACGUCACACAGAUCCCCAUGACAACCCCCAGAUGCUGCCACUCAGGACGUCCUUCCCCCCGCUCGCCACGUCCUCAUGCCGACCGCUGACGUUGAACUUCACACGCGCUUACAGUGUCUAAUACUCUGUAUCUCUAUCGAGACGUACCUGUGGUCAUCUACACACGCUUACAGUGUCUAUACUCUGUAUCUCUAUCGAGACGUACCUGUGGUCAUCUACACACGCUUACAGUGUCUAUACUCUGUAACUCUAUCGAGACGUACCUGUGGUCAUCUACACACGCUUACGGUGUCUACACUCUUGUGGUUGGAAGUACACUAGUAUAUCGUUGUACUUAAGAGGAGACUCGGUUUUGGUCAGACAUCAAGUCCAGCUGGGUCCAGACCGGCUGCCUGGGGAGAAUGUGUGUCCGGCCACUUUGUUGCAACAGCAUUUGAGUUCUUAUGAUGUGAUGCAGGGAACAGACAGUCCGUUUCCGUUUUGAGCGAUAUCGUUUUUAUCUUCCAACAUGUGUUCAUUACAGUAUUUUUGUUUCCAGACAGUAUUUUGGUUUUGUUACAGUGUUUCAGAUGAAGAUGAUGCUGAUGAAGGAAAGGUUACAGAGGUUGGAUAUUUUAAUGUUUUUAUAUUUCACAAUGGUUUGCUUUGAUUUGUGGCGUAUAUACUUACAUUUAUUUUUUAUGUAUUUUAAGCUUUUUACUUUUUUAAUUUAAUUGAAGUCUAUAUAUAUUUUUGGUUUUCCUAAGGCGAGAUUGUCACCAAUGUUUUGCAUCGGAAAAAAAUAAUAAAAAAUCUGUUUUUGUUGGAUGAAAUUGCAAACAGGAAGGAUUACUUUUGCGAGUUGUUUGUGAAAUAGUUACAAUAAACCCUUUGCACACACA
This is a messenger RNA of Gadus morhua (Atlantic cod), 6794 nucleotides long. It is a transcript of the gene esyt1b, whose product is annotated as extended synaptotagmin-like protein 1b. Gene Ontology annotation, cellular component: endoplasmic reticulum membrane. The coding region runs from base 244 to 5898 and encodes 1884 amino acids. The record is from RefSeq and is a predicted model, not a curated record. Gene Ontology annotation, biological process: lipid transport. Lineage: Eukaryota; Metazoa; Chordata; Actinopteri; Gadiformes; Gadidae. The transcript is spliced from 52 exons. Gene Ontology annotation, molecular function: phosphatidylinositol binding; calcium-dependent phospholipid binding; phosphatidylethanolamine binding.